CACGCGUCGGCUUCCCGCCCGUUGAACCGUAAUGGCGCCGGUGGCGGAGCAACAGGAGACCCCGUAAAAGCCUUCAGUGGGACGAGGGAGGGGCAGACUCUCUGGAAGCGUUUCCGGGUUUCCCUUCCUGGGCUGGGACAGCGGCGAGAAGCGAACGCUCCAGUUGAUCCACAAUUGUUCACAGCCACUCUCAGACAUCCAGUAAGCAGCAAUGUCUCAGUCCGGAGAGAAAGGGAAGUUCCCCGAUGCGACGGGUUAUGUCGGGUUCGCCAAUCUCCCGAACCAAGUGCACCGAAAGUCAGUGAAAAAAGGCUUUGAAUUCACCCUCAUGGUAGCAGGAGAGUCUGGUCUGGGCAAAUCGACGCUUAUAAACAGCCUGUUUCUUACUGACCUCUACCCCGAACGCUACAUACCUGGUGCAGCAGAGAAGAUUGAGAGGACGGUGCAGAUCGAGGCGUCAACGGUGGAGAUCGAGGAGCGAGGGGUGAAGCUUCGCCUCACCGUGGUCGACACCCCCGGAUACGGCGACGCCAUCAACAGCCAGGACUGCUUCAAGACCAUCAUCCAGUACAUCGACAAUCAGUUCGAGCGGUACCUCCACGACGAGAGCGGCCUGAACCGAAGACACAUCGUGGACAACCGGGUGCACUGCUGCUUCUACUUCAUAUCUCCCUUUGGACACGGCCUGAAGCCUCUGGACGUGGAGUUUAUGAAGGCCAUCCAUAGCAAAGUCAACAUAGUCCCGGUCAUUGCCAAGGCCGACACGCUGACGCUGAAGGAGAGGGACCGCCUGAAGAGAAGGAUCCUGGACGAGAUCGCAGAGCAAGGGAUCAGGAUCUACCAGCUGCCCGACGCCGACUCUGACGAGGACGAGGAGUUCAAGGAGCAGACCCGGGUCCUGAAGGCGAGCAUUCCCUUUGCUGUGAUUGGCUCUAACCAGCUGAUUGAGGUGAAGGGGAAGAAGAUCCGAGGCCGUCUCUACCCCUGGGGGGUCGUUGAGGUGGAGAAUCCCGAGCACAAUGACUUCCUCAAACUACGCACCAUGCUUGUGACUCACAUGCAAGACCUCCAGGAGGUCACCCAGGAUCUGCACUACGAGAACUUCCGCUCAGAGAGGCUGAAGAGGACGGGCAGGGACGUGGACGAGGACGAGGUGGACAAAGACCAGAUCCUGCUGCAGAAAGAGGCAGAGCUGAGACGCAUGCAGCAGAUGAUCGCUCAGAUGCAGGCACAGAUGAAGAUGAAAUCAGACGAGUGAAAGAGCCGCAGCACGAGGGAAACUCAGUGAAACCCCCCCCCCACACACACACACACACACACACACACACACACACACACACACACACACACACACACACACACACAAACAAACACACAGGGUCCUCUUCUGAAUCCAUCCCUCCAGAUCCACCAGGUAUUCAGGAUCGCAUCGUCUUUAUCUUCACUCCUCUUCCUCUCAAACAUGUUUCCAAGACUCCUCAAACAAUCUAUUUCUCGUGUGCCAGUUUUAAUGAGCGUGACAAUGUUCUCAUACUGGGUGAUUCUUCCAGACAUUCAGUUCUUUGAGUAUGACCAUGCAGAUCUGCCUCAAAGGUACUAAGAGGUUCCACCACACUAUCAGGUUUACUAUGUAUUUAGAAUUGAAGUCUUGUCUUCCAAUCCAUUUCCCCUUCAUUCUGCCAUUAAGGUAAGAUUGUUUGAACAUAUUUGAAUGCUCUCUAUCAGCUAAUGAGUGACUCAGAUGGCCGUCUUCUUUAACUCUGGAUGGCUUCAGUGUGAUGAUGCAAUAACUCUAAAUAUUAUCACAGUGAACUCUUAAGUGAAUAAUAUGUAAGCAGAGAACAGCAAAUGCUGUUUGUCUUGUGUUAAAACUAGAAAUUUAUUUUAUUUUGUAGCCAACACUAAAAACUUAAUCGUAUGCUUUUUUUUUUAGGUUUUGAGCUGGAAAGCUGCUAAAUGCAAGCUUUGGAUCAUUGUUUAGUCGAAUAUAAAGGGACAUGUUGUUCAUAUUUUCUUUUGUAUUUAUCAUCAAGAGCUGCACAAUCUUUAAUGUUGGUGCCAAACUAAACGUUGGACUGAAAACUAAUCACACUAUUCAGUCCAGUGACUUAUCCAUAUUUGCUUCAUGGGUGUCUUUUAACAAGUAUGUUGGCUGCAUGCCUAUCAUCAUCAUAAUGUGUUAUGGCAUAUUUAAAAGUCAAAUACUUGACUGUCAUAUGGGUUAAUGGCAUGCAGCCUUCUUUUUAGCAGUGCCAUCCACCAUCAAAGUCUUACUUUGACACAAUUAUUAUAUCCUGACCAUGUUUAGACUUGUUUUUUAAAACGUUUUUUGUAUCUCUCUCCUGAAUAAAAUGUGUUUAAAGAAAA
Molecule: messenger RNA, 2367 nt
Organism: Pungitius pungitius (ninespine stickleback)
Lineage: Eukaryota; Metazoa; Chordata; Actinopteri; Perciformes; Gasterosteidae
Exons: 12
Coding region: 212-1258 (348 amino acids)
Biological process (GO): cell division; regulation of exocytosis; intracellular protein localization
Cellular component (GO): microtubule cytoskeleton; cell division site; synaptic vesicle
Molecular function (GO): GTPase activity; molecular adaptor activity; GTP binding
Source: RefSeq, a predicted model, not a curated record